AUGAAUGCUACUGAAAUUUCGGAUGGAAAAUAUGUGUGCAGUGGCUAUGAAGGAAUUUUUCUACAAAUUUUAUUAGACUAUCUGGGUUUAAGAGUGAAAAUUACAAACUUCUAUGAUUUUCCACGCUUCGAUACUCCCUUAGCAUACGUUGACUAUAACAUAUCACAUAUGGUAUUUGGACAAAUUCUUUUGAAUUACGACAGAUUUACAAAAGCCUCUAUGAGUUUUCCUUAUAACAUUGUUCAUGUUACAUUUGUGGUAAAAAGAUCUGUGCCAUUAUCGACAAAAUUUGCAUUUCUCUACCCAUUUACUCUUAACACGUGGUUGGGACUCCUGUUUGCAUUUUUAUUACUUCCUAUUGUUGCUGUACUCAUGCUGGACAUUAAAAUAACUUAUGUAAAUAUGUGCUUGCAGAUGUUGAGCAGCCUAUUAAAGCAAGGGUUACAGUUUCCGAUGAUAUCUUUCAAGAGCAGAUUGUUCUUCACUGCAUUCUUUUUCUUCUCGUUGGUGGUCUCUUUCAGCUUUUCUGCAGUUUUUUUCUCCUUUAUGGUGAAUCCCUUAAAAAACCCACCAGUGCGGAAUUUCAAAGAAUUGUCCGAAGCCGUAAAAAAAGGUACUCACAAAUGCUAUGCUUUCAAUUCAUAUGCUAUCAGAAAUGCACUGAAGCACUCCUCUUAUGAUUAUGUUCGGACCCUAUAUAAAAACAUUGAGAAAGCAAACACUUUUUAUCAGGAUACAAACUUUGAUUACGAUGAAACGCUUUCUAAAGUUAAUGCAAUUCUUAGAGAAGAUAUUUUCCUGGACUUGAAGUUCGGAUCGAACCCCGACCUUUUCGUGUCAGACGACAGAAUUUCACCCAGUAUGAUUGCAUUAUACAUGGGUAAAAACUUUUGCCUGAAGCAUAAAAUUAAUACUUUUAUAUCGCGGAUUUGGCAAAGUGGGAUAUAUCAAAAAAUACCGAGAGACAUUCAGAUUCAAAAGUAUAUAAAAGAACCGAAAAAACCUUCCGUGGAAGAUAACCAACCAUUAAGACUACAUGAUAUAUCUGGUGUUUUAAUAAUAUUACUUUUCGGUUAUGUUAUAUCAUCACUUGUCUUAGUAAUUGAGAUAAUUGCGA
Parasteatoda tepidariorum (common house spider) is the source of this 1117-nucleotide messenger RNA. The record is from RefSeq and is a predicted model, not a curated record. NCBI's taxonomy places the organism in Eukaryota, Metazoa, Arthropoda, Arachnida, Araneae, Theridiidae.